AUGUGGGGCUGGACGACUUAAGCGCGCUUGGAAUUGAGGGCUUGGACAAUAGGCCGUUCGCAGACUGCCCCAUCUGAAGCCUUCUCCCACCGACGAGUGAAGGCGCGGCGCCGGACGCACGGGGCACGAGGGAGUGAGGGGGAAGACAGCGCGCGGUGGCCAUGGCGGCGUACGCCCCGCGCGUAAGCGUGUGGGCGGCAGGCAGCAGGCGGAGACGGCUCCCGGAGCGCCAGGCACCAUCAAGCGGUGGCACCACAAGCGCGGUGCCAUGACCCACGGUUCCAAGUCGCACCGUGAGCACGGCUCCAUCGGCUCGGCCACCACCCCCUCGCGCGUCUACCCCGGCCUCAAGAUGGCGGGCCAGAUGGGCAACGUGCGCAUGACCGUCAAGAACCAGACCAUGCUCAAAUUGAGGCUAGCGGGGGCUAGCUAGCGAGCUGGCUAGUUCUCAAGUGGGGGAGGAGGGGUGGGGCUUAUAAUUUUAGAGAGCGAGCUGUCUAGCUGGUUGGCUGGCUCCAACGGGGGGAUGGGGGUUUGGGUUGCAGGAUGGGGAUUUUGGAAGGAGGGGGAGGCGGUAGCAGCAGUGGGACACGGCCGCAGGGGCUGAGGCUGAGGCACGGUCAGCAUGUCGUAGAGGGAGGGGCAAGGACGUGUGCGGCCUACGGGGGAAGGCAGGUGCGCCGGCACCGUCCAUAGCACGGCCUGCCUGACGCGGUUGUCGUGAGGAGCGCGUGGCCUUGUGUCUCUAACAAUGCUGCCUCCUUCCCGACGCCGUAGGUGGACACAGAGCGCCGCGCGCUGGUGGUCAAGGGCUCGGUGCCCGGCAAGGUGGGCAACGUGGUGGAGAUCGUGCCCGCCAAGCUGGUCGGCGUCAGCUCGUAAACAGUAACUGUCAACAGCAGCAGACUGACUGGCUGGCUGGCUGGCUGGCUGGACAGCAGCAGCAGCACGUGUCGCAGCCACCGCCUUGGCAGUCGCCGAGCGUGCAGGCCGGUGGGUGCCGGCUGAGGGCUGUGUGGGCGGCUAUGUGGGCGGCUGUGGGAGGCCGUGCAUGGGCAGCGGCUGCGGCGGCUGGACUGGGCAGGUCUCUCGGCUGCUCUGACGGGAGGAGGAAAGUGGGGUAGUGGCAGAGCGGAGAGGUAGCGGGGGGCCCGGCGUAGCAGCGGGUUUGUGUGCGGUGGCUGCAGGGCGUGGCCGCCGGGGUGUGGCUGCAGGGUGUGGCCGCGCGGCACAGCGAGCCGCGACUGGUGCUGUGGGGCGGGGGCCUGUCAGCAGCAGUAGUGCCGCGUGUGGUGGGGCUGGCGGCGGCGGCGGGGCCCGGCGGCACUGGCGGCACUGGCGGCGGCGGUGGUGGUGGUGGCGGUGUAGGAGGUGCGGCCGGUGGCCAGGCCCAACAGAGCGGGGACCAGCGCAGCGAGGACAUCCAGCGGCUCGAGGACCAGCGCAGCGAGGACAUCCAGCGGCUCAAGGACCAGCACAACGAGCUGACGCAGCAGUACAACCAGCUGCGGCUGUGGUUCAUCUUCAUGACGCUCGCCAUGCUGGCGUUCACGUCGGUCAAGCCGGACACAGCGCUGGGAACCAUUCUAUCCUUCCUUCCGAAGCUCUUUGGGAAGCCUUAGCGCUAAGACAGGUGAGGGAGGAGGGCUUCUGCAUACGUGCUGUAGGGCUGGGGGAACACAAUGCCAGAGGCGGGGCGGGGACCUGGAGGCUGGGGCAUGCAAGUGCGAGACACAUGGGCGGGGCUGGCAGUAUGUGUGAGGUUGCCGAAUUCCUAACCCGCUGCAUAUGUCCGCUCACCCCAGCUUGCAAGGCAGGCCCCUUCACGCCGGCGUUGCUCUCCCACUCAGCAUCCGCACGCGUGGUGGCUGUGAAGGAACGAGCUGCAAACCGGCGGCAGCAGCCAGGCUUUGCACGGUCUCGCAGCACAGGGGCGGUUCCACAUCAUGGUGCGCUGCCACUGCUAGCGGUUCGUGGAGGGGGUUACGGAGGGGCGUGUCCUGGAUGUUUGGUUUCGUGGGGGCGGCAAGGCUGAUAGCUGAGGGUUGGAUGGGGCAUGCCGCGCCCCUUUGUAUGCAUGUUUUGCGGGACCCUGAGCAGCACUCAUCGUGGUACUGUGGCUGUCGUGCUGGGCUCGCACUGCGUGCAUGGAUAAGGCGGCGUGCAGUGCUUAAGCUCGCUGGCUUUGUAUUUUUACUUGGGACGGCGUAAUAAGUAGAACCCACGUCUUGCAUUGCGGCAUGUUCUGUGCUGAUUCAGGCGGCCAUUGCGCAUGUCAAUAUGUACGAAUGCCGCACUGAUGUACAACAACAAUGCUAUGCAGAACUGUAUCUAGUUGAUGCAGGGGUGCAACCAACCUGCUGUAGAUAUACCUACUGGACAACAUAUGUACCGGACGACAGGCAAACCUGGGCAACAAGCGUGUGCAAUGUGUGCUAUGCACCCGCCGCUGUGUCCGUGCCUAAUAGGGCGGUGGUAAUAUAGGAUUGCGUGUGUACCUGUGAAUGUCGAGCAUAUGUAACUAUGUGGAGCG
This is a messenger RNA of Chlamydomonas reinhardtii, 2533 nucleotides long. RefSeq lists its product as uncharacterized. Lineage: Eukaryota; Viridiplantae; Chlorophyta; Chlorophyceae; Chlamydomonadales; Chlamydomonadaceae. Bases 269 to 433 code for a protein of 54 amino acids. The record is from RefSeq and is a predicted model, not a curated record. Gene Ontology annotation, cellular component: ribosome. The transcript has 4 exons. Gene Ontology annotation, biological process: translation. Gene Ontology annotation, molecular function: structural constituent of ribosome.